Messenger RNA from Larimichthys crocea (large yellow croaker), 3721 nucleotides. It is a transcript of the gene cnrip1a, whose product is annotated as cannabinoid receptor interacting protein 1a. NCBI's taxonomy places the organism in Eukaryota, Metazoa, Chordata, Actinopteri, Sciaenidae. Gene Ontology annotation, biological process: negative regulation of signaling receptor activity. The record is from RefSeq and is a predicted model, not a curated record. The transcript is spliced from 3 exons. Gene Ontology annotation, molecular function: type 1 cannabinoid receptor binding. Gene Ontology annotation, cellular component: plasma membrane. The coding region runs from base 114 to 602 and encodes 162 amino acids.
GCCCGUGCUGUCCAGCUUGACACUGGUCCCUCCUCAGCAUCACCGCAUCAUCCGCCGCCUUCGCCCCCGAUACGGGACUAAAAUUGACCCCGUAAAACACAAAACCCGGGACAAUGGACGACGUUCCUCCCAUCAUCAACAUCUCCAUCUCGCUGCGGAUCCAGCCCAAUGAGGGACCCGUGUUUUUUAAGGUGGACGGGACCAGGUUCGGCCAGAGCCGGACCAUCAAACUGCUCACAGGGUCCAAAUACAAGAUCGAGGUGGUGCUGAAGCCUGGAAACGUCGAGGCCACCACCAUGAACAUCGGAGGCAUCACCUUCCCUCUGGAGCAGCAGUCCAGAGACGAGGAGUCGGUGGUUUAUCACGCUUUGUAUGACACUGAGGGUGUCCCGCACACCAAGAGUGGAGACCGGCAACCUGUACAAGUCAGUAUGGAGUUUAACAAAGCAGGAACGUUUGAGACAGUCUGGCAGGCGAAAUACUAUAACUACUACAAGAGGGAGCACUGCCAGUUCGGCAAUAAAUUCAGCAGCAUCGACUACGAAUGCAAGCCCAACGAGACGCGGACCCUCAUGUGGAUCAACAAGGAGGCGUUCAACUGAGUCAGCUCAUCCUUCCACUGUCCACACUCCAAAUACCAAGCAGAGGACAUCAUAUGUACCAGGACUAACUUUGAACAUCAGCAUCACAAUAAAAGGACAGCCUUAUCUUAAAGGCGGGCAUCAAGUCAGCGAGGGUCUGGUAUUUGUGUUAAGAAAACAGCUGUUUGCUAUGCUGGUCUUUAAGGGGGUUUUGUUUUAAAGCUGCACUCAGCAAUGGUGCUUUCUGACAGCUUCACAUGCCAGCAAAAGUGAAUAGUUUGAAAAGCAUUAGCUAAUAUUCAGAAAUCCUACACAGUGAUGCAAGUUAACUGCACACAGCACGCAUAAAGAUGUUUUAUAUCGAAGGAAACUAAAAGGGCAGAAAAGGGAAAAGAUCUGAAGUGCUGUUUUCUCUAAAGGGAACACUCGUGUAUCUGUGUUUUGCUCCCAAGUUUCAAUUCACCCCGUACUGUGUGGGAGGAUACCUUUUAGUGAUCAAACAUCAAGAGAAGCUCCACAUUAAUAGUUUUGAGUGUAGCUUCAAAGCAGCAUCGUGUAGGGAAAGGAACAAUUGGACAUUUUGUGAAAUAGAUUUGUGUGCCAUUUUACUCACAGUCAGACGAGAAUAAUAUUAAUAUAAAUUUCAUCUCAGUGUGUUUAGAGAUAUUUCUAGGAUGUGUUUAGCUUAGCUCAAAGACUGGAGGCAGGGGAUUUCUGACCUCAGCCUGAUACCGGUUUCAAAUUAGCUAUCAAGAAUGCUAAGGACUACGCUGUAAUGAAAACCAUGACAAUAAUAAUGUUUUUAUCAUUUAUGCAUGAGAUUUCUUACUCAGGUCCCAAUGGGGUCGCAGUGCAGCUGUGGGACUUCAGAGAUACACAAAAUUAACUCCCAUACUUGCAUCAUAAAUCAUAACUUAUGCCACCUGUCAUGCCAACAUCUUAUUGGUUGUGGAAACUGCAACACCUGACAAACUGAAUCUGCAACUAUAUAUUUUUAAUGUUGUUUACUAUCUGGCUGUAAUGAUGUAAUGUUUACCUUGCGGGCAGCCAAUAUUUAGUUCCAGUAUUUCCUUAGCCACCGCCCUGGCCUGGACUUGACAUACAGGAAGAGCAGACAAUUUGACUUUCCCCCUAGGAAAUGCUAUCUGACCAAAUCAGGUGCAGAGUGCAGAGAAAAAUAGAUUAUUUCCAGUAAAUAUAAUUCUGUAAUCUGUAAUCUGUCUCAUAGUGUGCUGGGUUUAUUUAGCAGUACAGUUAAGACACAACCCAAAUCUGACAACCCUACUGGAGGAAUAAGUCCUAAAACCCAAAGAUUGGUCAGCAUUUUUCUCUGUUUUUUGUUAGACGCCUGAAAUAAGGUCUAUGCUGAUACAUAUUUAUAAGAUUUUCAUGUUUUAUUCUUAGAAAUAAAACACAUCAGUAAAUCUGUACUGGACACACAGAUUUGAAAUUUAUAUCAAUCUUCUCGUCUCACUCUGAAGAAGAAAGUGUAAACUCCAAAACUGUUUCUUUAAGGUAGACAUAAAAAGAAGCCUUCAAGUUAUAAGCACUACCCCUCGAUAAUUAAAUUUAUCGCAGCACAAGUUGGGAGGUACUGGGCGCACAUGGUGUUAGCUGAAGACCAGGAUGGAAGACACCUGUGGAUAGAGGAAGUAUUUUACCUUAUUUAUUAAAUGUGUGGAUGUGACUAUGAGAGAGAAGAGACAGUGUAUGUAUGUAUGUGUCAUAUCAUUUUCAUCAUCAGUUUUGACUUUUCUUAUGUGUUAUGUAUGUUGUGUUAUUUAAUGGAACCCAAAAGACAAACACUGUAUAAACUGGUAGCAGUAAGGAAAUGUUACAUUCCUGGCCAAUUUCAGAUGUUCACAUUAAAAAUAUGUGAGUUUGGUGAAGGAAAAUGUUUCAACGAUGUAAAACAAAUUAGCAAAUAUCUUGUUUCAGAUCUUCAACAACCAUACAGGUAAAAAUCUGUCAAGAAGAGAAAACAGACAGAAAUGUAGAGGGAAGUUAAGAAAAAGAGAUUUUCUAAAGAAGAACAAAUCCCAUGAAAAGACCAAAACCAACAAUGUGUUAGUCUGACUUCUUGUGUGCAGUUAUCAAUUCCAGACGCAUUGGUUCCAACUGGUGGCGAAAUCUUUAAAAACACCUCACAAAUAUAAAACUUCACUAGUGAAACAAAACUCAGUAAUUUAUAUCAACAGCUACUCGCUGUAGUUUUCUAAAUAAUGCAUUUGUUUGGGACUAUUUUCAGUGGCAGAUAAACACACAUUUGGUGGUGUGGGGAGUAUUAUAUAGUAUAUAUAUAGUAUACAAUGUUAGUAGACACAUUCACUUCUGGUUUUGGUGUUUUAAUAGGAUUUGUUGACAAUAAGAAAAAUAUAUCAUCAGACUUCUCCUUUAAGGCUUCAAACAUCUUCAAACAUCUUUCUGCUGAAAACGGAUUUCUUCUGUCUUCUGUCUGAGACAUGGUGCUUAUCGCAGGCUAAAAGCUUCAUUUUAUGUUACAUUUGUGCCGCAGCGGGUGUUUUCCUUCUGUUUUUUCCCCUGAAGUGCAUGGCUGGAUUUAUUUUGCCAAAUAUUUGUUUGUUUGUUUGUUUUGUUAGAAUAUCUCAAUGCCUAAACCUUGCUGUUUUGUUAUGUAUAGAACAUAAGGGUAUAAAGUGUCUUUGUGAAUAAAACAGUGCUCUGAACAAAUAUUAUCACACAAUAAUAGUUAUUAUAAAUGUGAAUAUUUCAAUUUUUGCAGCAGUGGAGAAAGUAUAAACAUCCUUUUUACUAAAGUAAAAGUAGCAAUAUCACACAGUGAAAAUACCUUGUUAUAAGUGAAAGUCCUUCACUGAAAAUAAUACACAAUGUAAAGGUGCACCUCACGUAUAUGGAAAAUAAAAGCACCUCUCUGCCCCUGUAAGUGUACUGUUACAUAUAAUAUUAUUAGAUUACCGUUACUGAUGUAUUUAUGUAUAAUUAGCAUUUUGCAGUUGUAAAUCUCAUUUUAAAUAAUUGAUAACAGACUGUUUGGUAGUUUAGUUUGUAACAAUUCAUCAUAUUUUAGAAGAUCAUCAAGUUUUCCAUGUGAAAACUGAAUUUGUAAAAACUAUAGCUGCCAAAUAAAUGUAAUGCAGUAAAAAGUAUCCCUCUGAAAA